AACUGAAAUAAAUAAAAGGAAGAAAGAAUAUCUCUGUGGCUUGGUUCAUUGAAGCUUUCACCGCCAGCAGCAUAACUACCGUGUGCGAUCCGGAGUCGUGUUGGUAAUUCAAUUAAUGUCGAUUGAAGAAGACGACGACGUAGAGAGCUGUGGAAGCAGAGCAGUGGAGUCGUACUCUGCUACAGCGAAUCCACCAGGACGGCACCAUCACCAUCACCAAAGGCAGAAGCUUGAAGUGUAUAAUGAAGUUUUGAAGCGAAUUCAAGACUCGAACUUCGAAGAAGCGAAUGCUCCUGGCUUUGAUGAUCACCUUUGGCUUCAUUUCAAUCGCUUACCUGCUCGAUAUGUUAUGGAUGUGAAUGUGGAGAGAGCAGAAGAUGUGCUUAUGCACAAGAGAUUACUUCAGUUGGCUGAAAAUCCUGCAAAUCGACCGGCUUUUGAAGUUCAUCUCGUUCAGGUGUAUCCUUCCUGGAAUGGAAAUUUUAAUGAUCCUGUUCAUUCAGAUCCGACAAUGAAAGAAGAUGCGCAAAGUUCUUAUUUUACAAACAAGCAGGGAAUGCUCCCACCACCCACAUUUGGCUCAUCACCUCAUCUUGAAGCAUUUCAAGCCUUUAGAUAUAAUGUUGAAGAUGGAGAUGGUGCUAUAAAUUCUACACCGUGUCGUUCUCGGCCUAUGCACGAGAUCACCUUUUCAACAGUCGAUAGGCCAAAACUCCUUAGUCAGUUGACUUCCCUGCUCGCGGAGAUUGGAUUGAACAUUCAAGAAGCUCAUGCUUUUUCCACAGUUGAUGGGUUUUCUCUGGACGUUUUUGUUGUUGAUGGAUGGCUUUGUGAGGAGACUGAAGAGCUCAAAAAUGCUUUAGAAAAGGAAAUCUUAAAGGCUAAGGAUCAGUGCUUUCCAAAUCAGCUUUCUGUUUCUCUCAUUGGUGAGCAGAAUAAAACAGGGGUCAAAUCUCUUCUUGAUAAUGUUCAAAUACCGAGUGAUGGAACUGAUGUCUGGGAAAUUGACACCAGUCAACUGAAAGUCGAAAACAAAGUUGCAUCUGGAUCGUAUGGUGAUUUGUACAGAGGCACAUAUUGUAGUCAGGAAGUAGCCAUCAAAGUGCUCAAGCCUGAGCGUGUCAGUGCAGAAAUGCUUAGGGAGUUCUCCCAGGAAGUUUAUAUAAUGAGGAAAGUCCGGCAUAAGAAUGUUGUGCAAUUAAUUGGUGCAUGCACCCAAUCUCCAAACUUGUGCAUUGUGACUGAGUUCAUGGCUAAAGGAAGUUUAUACAACUUUCUGCAUAAACAGAAGGGUGUAUUUAAGCUUCCAUCCUUGAUCAAAGUGGCGAUUGAUGUGUCAAAGGGAAUGAAUUAUCUGCACCAAAAUAAUAUAAUUCACAGGGACCUGAAAACUGCCAACCUUCUGAUGGAUGAAAACGAAGUUGUAAAGGUUGCUGAUUUUGGAGUUGCUAGAGUACAGACUCAAUCUGGGGUAAUGACAGCUGAAACAGGAACAUACCGCUGGAUGGCUCCUGAGGUGAUUGAACACAAACCAUAUGAUUACAAGGCAGAUGUAUUCAGUUUUGGAAUAGUUAUGUGGGAGCUUCUAACAGGAGAACUUCCUUACUCGUACUUAACCCCAUUGCAAGCAGCAGUUGGCGUAGUGCAAAAGGGUCUCCGGCCUACAAUCCCCAAGCACACUUACCCAAAACUUGCAGAACUUCUUGAGAGAUGCUGGCAGCGAGACCCAACUCAAAGGCCCAAUUUUUCUCAGAUAAUAGAUAUCCUUCAGCAAAUAGCGAAGGAGGUUGGAGAUGAGAGGGAAGGGGCGAAGGAUAAAUCAACCGAUGGCUUUUUCUCAGCACUGAUCAAGGGCCACCAUUAACUAUCAAGGAGCAUAUGCUGUUAAUAAUUCGUGCAAAUCUAGCCAGUUCCCAUCGUACAUUCUUCUUUUUUUCCUUUUUCUCUAACAUCUUUUUUAUUUCCUUUUGUCGUACGUAGUUGUUAGUUGUACAGUGCUUUGUCCUAGUUUAACUUUAGUUGCCCCUUUUCCCUUGAUCAAAGAUUCCAAUUUUCUGCA
This is a messenger RNA of Populus nigra (black poplar), 2059 nucleotides long. Its product is annotated as serine/threonine-protein kinase STY17-like. Gene Ontology annotation, biological process: protein phosphorylation. The record is from RefSeq and is a predicted model, not a curated record. NCBI's taxonomy places the organism in Eukaryota, Viridiplantae, Streptophyta, Magnoliopsida, Malpighiales, Salicaceae. Gene Ontology annotation, molecular function: protein kinase activity; ATP binding.